Molecule: messenger RNA, 2689 nt
Organism: Athene cunicularia (burrowing owl)
Lineage: Eukaryota; Metazoa; Chordata; Aves; Strigiformes; Strigidae
Exons: 19
Coding region: 220-2349 (709 amino acids)
Source: RefSeq, a predicted model, not a curated record
UUUUCUCAGCUCUGGAUGGAAACUGCAAUGUUUUUUGAGCUGGCUGCAGUAUGGCUCGAACAUUCCCAUCCCUAAUGCAACUGACUCGGCAUAGAUGAAGAGUUUGUGUCUUGAAGAAGCCUUUUCCUUCCCUUCCUGAGGAAAGGUUCUUCAAAGUGGGAACUCUUCUUGUGUCCUGGUAGCUGCCAGGUAGUUCCCUUCCUGUGGAGCUCAGUAACCAUGGUGCCAUCAAAAAAAGAGAAAGAGCAGAGCAUAAUCCUGAUCAGCGAUGAUGAAGCUGAGAGCACGCUUGGGAAUUCAGUUCUGUUAGUAGACUCCCUGGAGAAGUCUGCCCUGGGAGAGGAGAAAUCUGCAGAAGUUGUGGAUGAGGAAUGUGAACUCAUGGUUACUUUCUGUAAACAAGCAAAAGUGAUGCCUCAUGCAAGAUAUGACUGUACAAUGCACCCAUUUGAGCGAAUGGAGUGUGAUACCUGCUCACCCCUUGGAAAAAAUGCUGAUAUUUGUAAUCAGUGCUACUGCUACAUUUGUGAUAAACUAGCUUCUGAGUGCCAGAAUUGGACAACCCCUUCCCUCUGUCACUGCAAUGCACACAACAAAAGCAAAUUCUGGAAGGAACAGCGUGACUUUGCCUUGGCUGGUGUUCUUGUAAUGUUCAAUUUGGAGCUCACAGAUAUAGACACAGACCUUCGGCAUGGUGGAAGUCUUCUAAUAAAAUUUAUGCAGGAACUUUCUGUGGAAUAUAGUAAGUACCUGAUUGGACAAAGAAUGCCUCCCACAAAACAUGAAUGCUUCUGCCUCCCAAAAUUUCCACCUGGGCAAUGCAAUACCUGCAGAUCACGCAACAUGGAGACUGUGUACAAGUAUUCUGGAGUUUUUGAGAUGGUGACAAAAUUUUUAAAUGAGGCAGAGAGAGAGAGUCCUAAAGCUGCUGCUGUCAUGUUACUGGGAGCAGCUAAAGAGAUAGCGCUUCAUAAAGACCCUGCUUUAAGCUGGCAGAACCUUGGUCAUACUGAUUCAUUAAAGAUUGCUGUCCCUUGUCUGCUGCAAAGGAUCACAACACAACUUCAGAGGAUGCUGGUGUUGUGUGAUUUCCCAAAGAGCUUGUAUGAAAAGUUUGUUAAUUUUUUUCAGUCCAUCUCACUUCCAUGUCACUGUUUUGGCUUCUCAAAUAGCUUGAAUGUUGUGCCAUGGGACCACGUAUUACUGACCACUGUCUUAAAAGGCCAGAACAUCACUGGCCGAAGAACGCAGAAAGGAAGAAAAGUUUUUCUGUGGGAAGCACUCCCUGUAAUUGAGGCUCGAGUGGAGAGAAUGGUAGACAAAAUGAACUAUAAAGAAGUUGUUCGCUACCUGAGAGCUGUGAAAUGCAAUGAUACCAAAGGGUUAAGAGACCUCCGAGAUAAAAUCCCCUUCUAUUUGUGUAAAACUGGGGACUUUCUCGACGCUGCACAUUCGCUGCUGUUUCCUGUCAACAGCCUGGCCUGCUGCACGGCCUGCCGGGUCACGCCGGGGCAGUUCGAGGUCUACCUGAAGAUGUUCAGGACAGGCAGUGUCCCCAUUGGAAAUGAUAUACUAGACUCUGGGCCCUGGAUUACAGCUGGGUCUCCCUUGAAAGAUGGUGUUCUGAUUAAGCAGGCGCUCAAACUCCUUUACAGUAAUGUGUUGCUGUACAGAAAUCCUAAAUGCUGGAGCUCCCUCAUCAUGAUCCUGGGUAGUAGCAGUUUGCUGGAAAAAAGUGGGCACCUCCAUCCCCUAUCACUGAAGGAGCCACCACUUGACUUCCAGAAGGGGGUGCUUGCUGCUGGUGGUGGCCUUUUGGAGGAACUGAAGGCAAAAAUUAAUGUUUCUUUACCACCUGCUAUUUUCUCUCCUCAUUUGCAGCAUGAGGCUUGUCUUAUUCUUGCUGUGCAAGCAAUACAACAGAUGCUUUUCUGUGAUCUUCCGUACUUGACUUCCUUCUUGGAGAUAGCCCUGGCUUUUGGGAAUAACUUUUGGGCUCUGAGGCUGUUAUUGGAACAUCUUUCCUAUGAAGAACACAUUCUCCAUGGCACCGUCAACCUGAUUUUGAGAGAUCUAAAUCGUCAGAAAGCAACAAUGCUAAAACUGUGGGAAAACCUUGGUCCCCAGUACGUGGGGGAAUUCCUUUGCCUGUUCCUGACAUGCAGACAUAAGAAGAUGCAAUCCAUUGGCCUGUUCACUCUGAAUAUUAUUAUGGAGAAUCUGCAUAUGUGUCCAUGGGCAAAACAUCUUUGCAACUUCUUUCACAAUGCAGGAUUAAGGCACCUGCCCCUUGGUGCUGCAGCUCAUCAUGAAGUCUCCAAGUUCAUAAACAUUUUUGAAAAACUGUAAUUUGGCAAAAUCUUCAGGAAUAUUUUUCUUCCAACUUGUCUUAAUCUGAGAAAUCUCUCCCUGGAGUCCCUUUGGUUCUCAUCUCCAAAAAGAUCCAGCUAAAAACUCACUUCAGACAAAUCCAAAGAUAGGAUCCUUGGUUAAGAUGGUGAAGAGUGGCGUUUCAGCAGAUAUGUUUUGGGAAUUUCCUUUCUUGCAGGUCCAUGUAUUAAAGCAGUUGUUUAAAGAGAUGGUGGGUUUCAGUUUCUUUGGUGGUUUUUUUUUAAAAAAAGCUGGUCUAAAGGGAGAUGCUGAUUUGGGGGGAAUGAGGGGAGAAACAUCGAUGAAGCAGGAGGCAGCA